AACAAGCAAACACAACAGCAUUUGUUUAUUUGACAUUUGUUAGCUUGAACGUUUUUCCCGAUUAUUUCCUAAACAAUUUGUUUUAAUCAGGCACUUAUUAUAGUUACCUGUCGUCACCAGGGGUCCUCAGUGUGCAGGUGUGAGGGAGGAACAGGGAGUGUGUAAAGUAUCUGGUCUUAAAGGGAACAUCAGCAGAUUGUGAGGAUGGAGCACACAGAGGACUGGAAGAUUCAGGCUUUAAACACAGAAACACAGCAGAUGCUGAAAACAGCACUGACAGACCCAGGCACAGUAGACUUGGUGAAGUUGUGUGAUAUGAUAGUGGACCAGGCGCUGAAGGACUCGUCCCUGUGCAGAGACGCAGGACAUGUCUGCUGUACCUUAGUGCAGGUGUCUUCUUCUUCUGAUUAUUCUGUACCGUGUGUACGGCAGGUGGAGGCGAAGUGUAGCAGCACGAGUGUGUUCAGGAGGAACAUGCUGACUCGGCUGCAGCAGGAGUUUAUGAGGCGAGAGGCCACGAGGCAGCGAUCGCUGCAUGAGUGGGUGUGUGUCGUCUCUCUCCUCUGUAACAUCUUUGACAAUCUGAAGGUAAAUAACAGCCCCAUGGCUGCUCUGGUGGAUCCGGUGUAUGAUUGUUUGUUCAGAUUGGCUCAGGCUGAUGCUCUGGUUAAUGAGGUGGAGGUGGACUGCUUGGCUUUGCAGCUCCAUCGUCUUGGUGAGCAGCUGGAGAAGCUGAACACCAGGCGGAUGGAUGAGCUCUUCUUCCUGCUUAGAGACGGUUUCCUCCUGCAGGACGAUCUGAGCUCCAUGAGCCGCCUACUGCUGCUGGAGCUGCUCGAGUGCCGCGCUGCCAGAUGGAAUCUGAGCAAAAACGCUCAGCGCUACUACUACUACAGCGAGGUGGUGGAGUGAGGAACACUGGGAUUGUGCCACAGAGUGUGAUCUAGCAUCAGGAGUAGAAGAUCAGACUGUGUAAGGAGGAAUAUGAGCGAGGAGCUCCAGGGGUUCCUCCUGCUGUCUGGAGAUGUGAUGUAAUGAGGUUGUGUGUGCAUGUGUGGUGUUCACAGGUGCAGGUGUGAUUCAUGUUCUUCCAGUGUGGAGGAUUGAGAUGAAUGUUCCAGAGAUGUGGAUCUGCCACGUUAGACACGUUAAUCAUCUUGUUCUAGUUGUUCUGAGAUGAACAGUGUUUGCACUUCUCACUGUUAGAUGAUGCUGAUUCCGUUAAAACUGAAAAAUAAAGUGAUUCUUAUUUAAACUGUGAUACGCUGAUCAUCACCAGCACACUGAUAAACUGAUACACGUGACACGUUUUUUUUUGAUAAACAUUUUCACCAACAGUUUUGUAUAUUUGUACUGUUUAAAAAUAAAUACACUCGUUUGUUAUAUGUGUUUAUAGUGAAAUUGAUCUAAAAUAAAAAGUGUUUGUUGGUCAUUUGCUGCUGUUUCU
This is a messenger RNA of Tachysurus fulvidraco (yellow catfish), 1447 nucleotides long. RefSeq names its product MIF4G domain containing a (gene mif4gda). Gene Ontology annotation, molecular function: translation activator activity. NCBI's taxonomy places the organism in Eukaryota, Metazoa, Chordata, Actinopteri, Siluriformes, Bagridae. The record is from RefSeq and is a predicted model, not a curated record. Gene Ontology annotation, cellular component: cytosol. The transcript is spliced from 6 exons. Bases 205 to 912 code for a protein of 235 amino acids. Gene Ontology annotation, biological process: regulation of translational initiation.